AUGUCGGUUUCAACAAAACCCACUUUCGUACACUAUGGAGACUUUGACAGCUCCAGCCGCAAGCUCCCGGUGAUGGAGUUCAUGGAACGCUUCCGAGAUGACUUCGAUACAGGUUCGUUCGACACAAAGUGGUACAUGCCAGAUUUCACCUAUGUCGCCCCAGACGGCAAAGCAACCGAGGGUCGCGAGAAAAGCAUCCAAGCUCUGAAAGAUCUGUACGGUCCAUUGCCACGCUGGCAUCACGAAGCAUCCUAUCUCAACUGCUAUGAGACAGAAUCUGGAUAUGAGAUGAUAGGCAAAGCAACUCUGUGGGCGGAUCUUCCAGGCAAGCCGGCCACAGGAGAGGAGAAAAGGACGGAUAGGAAUGGGAAGCAAUGGGAUCUCGCUGGUCCAGGCACUUUUUUCUUUCAAUACGUCUCUAGUGGAGGUGGAUUUGCGUUGAGAAGAGUCGAGAUUACUGCUGAUACGAGCCAGAUCGUAAUUGGUAGUUUGAAAAGAGGUGUCAUUUCUCUCAAGGACUUGGGGAUAGCUUAG
Molecule: messenger RNA, 534 nt
Organism: Exophiala xenobiotica
Lineage: Eukaryota; Fungi; Ascomycota; Eurotiomycetes; Chaetothyriales; Herpotrichiellaceae
Exons: 1
Coding region: 1-534 (177 amino acids)
Source: RefSeq, a predicted model, not a curated record